Oikopleura dioica is the source of this 1716-nucleotide messenger RNA. The record is from the annotation of a GenBank genome assembly. NCBI's taxonomy places the organism in Eukaryota, Metazoa, Chordata, Appendicularia, Copelata, Oikopleuridae.
AUGAAAAUUCAAGCCUUUAUCUUGCCCUUUACCGCCUUUGCUUGGCAAAUUGGAGAUCAGUUCGGAUCGCCAUACGACGGCGACAUCGAUCUCGGCCGCCCGCCCAAAUGCGAAGAAAUCAAGGUCCCAAUGUGCCAGGGAAUUGGAUAUAAUUACACCUCAAUGGAAAUCUCCCCGUUUCAUCUUCAAACUCAAAUGGAAGUCAUCGCAGAAGCGCAUCAAUUCUACGUCCUCGUCCAAAAAGGCUGCUCCGCCGAUCUCCGACCAUUCCUCUGCGGCCUGUACACUCCAGUCUGCAUGCCGGACUACCACAAGUUCCUCCCGCCCUGUCGAUUUCUGUGCGAACGCGCUCGCGCUGGCUGCGAGCCCAUAAUGAAUGAGCACGGAUUUGAGUGGCCGGAAAAGAUGAACUGCGAGCUUCUCCCUGAAGAUCAGUUGUGCAACGAUUUCGGAAGGAAGCAAGAAAGAGUCGAGCUCCCAGAUCUCAUCCCUUCUUCAAACACCCGGCAUUCUUCUUGCCGAAACUGCCAAUGCUCGCGCCACCUGAUCGACCUGACCAAAUCCUCAUCCCCAAGCUUCGAGGCUGAUCUACGCGCCUGGUCGACUGGUGGAGUCAGUGGCUGCGCACGAACCUGCCGCUCUCCCUUUCUUUCCUACGACAAGAGGAGAUUCCUCGAUUCGUGGGUUCUUUCUGGAGCAGUUAUCGUCGCCCUUGCAACGAUCGUCGUCCUUGGCACUUUCUGCCUCGACCCCCAACGCUUCUCGUAUCCGGAAAGGCCGAUCUUGUACUUGAGCUUGUGCUACCUUUUCAUCGCCGCUGGAUACAUUUUGCGAUAUUCGAUCGGAGGAGAUGUUGUCGCCUGCGACGCUGUUCAUCCUGAACGUCUUGCAUUACCCGGACGAGGAACUGCUUAUUGCAAUCUUGUUUUUGUUUUGAUUUACUACUUUGGCAUGGCUUCCUCUAUCUGGUGGGUGAUGCUCACUUUCGCCUGGUUCCUUGCCGCCGGCAUGAAAUGGUCUUGCGAAGCAAUCAGCAACUACAGCUCCUACAUGCAUGUGCUCGCCUGGACCAUUCCCGCUCUUCAGACGGUUCUCAUCAUGGUGACCAACCAAGUCGACGGAGAUCCCUUCCUCGGCAUCUGCUCGGUUGGGAACAACAACAUCGAGCAAAUGCACACUUUCAUCCUGGCCCCGUUAGUUGUAUACUUAUCUGCCGGGGGCCUCUUUUUGAUCGUCGGUUUCUUCUCUUUGUUCCGAAUCAGGAAUACCAUGAAAAAGAAGCACGAUAGGGAGACCAAGAAGCUUGAGAAACUCAUCGUCAAGAUCGCGAUUUUCUCCGUUCUUUACAUGAUUCCCGCUUCGAUCCAAGUCUUCUGCUAUUUCUACGAGUCGGAGUUCCGAGACGCCUGGGAAAAAGAUCUCAACUGUCAAGGCUGCGGUUCUCGAUUCGACGAAAACAGCUACUUGAUCAUCUUCCUCAAGCCAGCGAUGAGCUUUCUCGUCGGCAUCGCCGCCGCCACUUGGAUUUGCUGCGACAAAACACUGCGAACAUGGAGGAGAAUGUGCUGCCGCCAGUCGCCAGCGGCUCUUUCCACGACGACGACGAGCACUUUGUCGGAUUCAAGCUACAGCCAGCCGCUGAAUCGACACUACGAAUUCGAAUACACUGACUAUUACGCACCAGCGACCUCUGCUAGACAGCCCUUUCUAAGCUAA